AUGAUCAUCCUGCGGGUAGGACAGGCGGAGUUGGGACCGCGGGACAGCAAUAUCUCCCGAGCCGGCGGCUUCGCACCCACCUGCGCCCCACACCCACCUGUUUAUGCAGCGCAGCUGGCGGGGGCGGGGCCUGGGGCACUGGGCUGCCCCGUUGUCUUGCGGGCGGGACCCCGGGCUGGGGAUUCAGGGGGCAGGCAGUGGAUGAGCAAUGGGAGAACCCCAUUGCCUCGCCCCUUCCCAUCUCCAGUCCCGCCCCCAGCCGAGGCCCCGCCCCCGCAUUCCAUCGCGGACCCCGCCCCCGCCCCGUUUCCCGCUCCCCCCACCCCGCCCGCUCCCAUCCGGACCCCUGCGCUCCCUGCCCGAGCCCAGGUGAGGGGCAGCGCGGAGCUGGAGUCUGUCCCAGCGCCGUCUGUCCGCCCAGAAGUCAGGGUCCAGGUCAUGGCUCUGAGCCAGCGCUGUCUGCUGUACCUCAAAGUCCAGCUCUUCAUCUUCAACCUCAUCUUCUGGCUGGGGGGCUGUGGGGCGCUGGGCGUGGGGGUCUGGCUGUCUCUGUCCCAGGGGCGGUUCUCGGCGCUGUCACUGUCCUUCCCGUCCCUGGGCAUUGCGGGGCUCUUCCUGGCUGCCGGCGCUGUGGUCAUGGCUGUGGGCUUUGUGGGCUGCCUGGGAGCCAGCACUGAGCACCGUUGCCUUCUGCUCACGUUCUUUGUGAUUCUGGCUGCCAUUGUCCUGUUGGAGCUGGGGGGCUUCGUGGUUUUCUAUGCUUGCCGGGACAAGUUCGACAGAUAUGCCCAGGAUGACCUGAAAUCAGGGCUGAGGCGCUAUGGGACCCCUGGAGACCCUGCGCUCACCCAGGCCUGGGACACAGUUCAGACGGAGUUCCGGUGUUGCGGGGUGCAGAACUUCACCGACUGGUUCGAGAUCCAGAAUGCCACGGCCCUGCCUGAGUCCUGCUGCCUGGAACAUGGCACACCCUGCCACAGCCCCACAGCCACCUGGUGGAAGGAGCCUUGCUAUGAGAAGGUGAAGCGCUGGGUGGGUGAAAACAUCUGGGCCAUGGGCAUCUUCGCUGCCUGCAUCGGGGUUGUCCAGGUCCUUGGCCUCAUCUCCUCCAUGCUGAUGUACUGCCAGGUGCUGCAGGCAGAGAAGCACUAUGAAUGAGGGACUGCUGCCUCCACCCCCAACCUCCCCUUGGGGGGGGGCGCAGGUAUUACAGGUGUCCUCAGAGCCCCCCAAAGCCAUAAAGAGACCUGCUCCCCCCCUUGUAGAGACUGGGGGGGGGUUUGCACCAGCCUGGGGGUCCCCCAUGUACUGCCCCAGCCCCCACCACACCUCUUGGCAAAAUCCAAGGUUAAGGGCACAGCUUUCCUUACACCCCCCCCCAGCUCUUCCUGUACAGCCCCCUGUCCCACCCCAGGUUCUAAUAAACUGUCCCCCCAGUG
Messenger RNA from Alligator mississippiensis (American alligator), 1439 nucleotides. Its product is annotated as tetraspanin-4. Gene Ontology annotation, cellular component: membrane. The record is from RefSeq and is a predicted model, not a curated record. Bases 1 to 1158 code for a protein of 385 amino acids. The transcript is spliced from 8 exons. Lineage: Eukaryota; Metazoa; Chordata; Crocodylia; Alligatoridae.